AUGUACAGUGCAUUGCAUAAGAAACUGAACAUCGCAUUUCCGCGCGCGUUGUUUGUCCGCGCCAAAAUAUACCUCUUCGGGUAUCAGCAAAUGCGACGACGACUUGCAGGCUCUGGCCUUUAUCCCGAGCUUCCAAAACCCGCCACAAACGUGUCGCCGGCACAAACAAUAAUUGAAACCAAGUCUGUGUCUUCCGCGUCUUCAUCGUCGACGGCUUCAACUUCGUCCAGAGACUCAGGAUCUCCUGUUCCCAAGCGGAUGUCUCAGCGUGUGAUAGACUCGGACUCGGAGACAGAGUCGGAUGGCGUGGAGUACGUUAGGUUUCCCGAACCACAUGACUCUGAAGACGAGGUACAGACAGUCGCUACCAACACGACCAAAUCAACGGCAGCGCACGCCAUCCUCAUGCCCGUACCACAACCGUAUAUUUCUGCCUCCCAGGCUAACCCGCCCGCCAACAACCCCGUAUGGGAAACCUUCGACGUACCCGAGGAAAGGUACCUCUACGAGCCCAAGAAGACGGCCGAGCAGGCGGAGAAGGACAUUCGCGCCCUAUGCGAAGACACACUCGCCCAAGGCGAGGACGUGGAGAUCGACAUGUCGCUCGCGAAGGUGCCCGGGUUCAAGGAGAGCGUGACGCUGCUGCCGCACCAGAUCAUAGGGCGGACGUGGAUGGCGGAGCGAGAGCAAGGGAAGGGCAGAGGCGGUAUCUUGGCGGACGACAUGGGGCUGGGAAAGACAAUACAGAUGCUGACGAGAAUUGUGGAAGGGAGACCGACGAAGACGGAUAAGAAAGAGGGCUGGGCGGCCCCGACGCUCGUCGUUUGCCCACUCGCGCUGGUGGCCCAAUGGAAGAGCGAGGCUGCCAAGAUCACGGACGGCCUCCGUGUCAUCGAGCACCACGGUCCCAAGCGCGCGACAAACCCCGAGGAGCUGAAGCGCGCGCACAUCGUCGUCACCACGUACCAGAUCGUCGCGCAGGAGUACCAGGUGUACCAGAGCGACCCGAAGAACGCGGCGGGCGGCAGCAGCGAUGACGACUCCGACGAUUUUGGCGGCACUCUGCUCAAGAAGAAGCCGAAGACACGGGCCAAGAAGAAGGCAGAGGCCAAGAAUGCGCUGUUCCGUGUUAGGUGGUGGAGGAUUGUCCUAGACGAGGCACAUAAUAUUAAGAAUCGCAAGGCGAAGAUGUCUAUGGCCUGCCAUGCCUUGGACGGGAAGUACAAGUGGUGUCUAACGGGUACUCCGCUUCAAAACAGCGUGGAGGAGCUUUACUCUUUGCUCAAGUUCCUCGAGAUACGGCCCCUGAACGAUUGGGAGACGUUCAACGAGAAGAUUGCGAAGCCAGUCAAAUCCGGCCGGUCCGCCCUCCCGAUGAAACGACUUCAUGUGGUCCUUGCUGCGAUUAUGCUGCGCAGGAAGAAGGACACGUUCCUGAACGGCAAACCACUUUUGGAGCUACCCGCUCGGAAGGUGGAAGUGGUGUCGUGUGCAUUUGACGUGGAGGAGCGCGCAUUCUAUAACGCCGUCGAGGAGAAAGUACGGAGCUCGUUCGAGAAACUCGCGCGGGCGGGUGAUCUGCAGAAGAGUUACACCACUAUCUUGGUGCUACUUCUGCGCCUUCGGCAAGCCUGUGACCAUCCUGCUUUGAUAAACAAAGAUUACCGGGCGGAUGAGGAGGCUAUCGAGCCAAGGGAAGCAAAGAACGACGAUGAGGAUGACGACGACUUGGCCAAGGCAUUCGGAGCCAUGAACGUCACCAACCGACCGAAAUGUCAAAUGUGCCGUACAGACUUGGACUCGUCGAACAUGUCAGACGAAGACGGAAGUUACUGUAUUGCUUGCGCAGACCUCGCACGAAAAGCUCGGCGCAAGUCGACUGUCACGGGGCCGCUCGGUUUGCCGCAGGACUCAGCUAAAAUCCGGAAGAUCGUCGAGCUCUUGCGUGAGAUCGACGAUAGGUCAGACGGCACAGAGAAGACUAUCAUAUUCUCGCAAUUCACGUCGAUGCUUGACCUGAUCGAACCCUUCUUGAAGGCCGAGGGUUUCCGUUUCGUCCGAUAUGAUGGUUCUAUGACCAAGGACAAACGAGAUGCCGCACUAGAGAAACUGAAGAGUGAUAGCAAGACAACUAUCAUUUUGAUUUCCUUCAAGGCGGGGAGUACAGGCUUGAACCUGACUGCAUGCAACAACGUCAUUCUGACUGACCUGUGGUGGAAUCCGGCAUUAGAAGAUCAAGCCUUUGACCGGGCUCAUCGAUUUGGUCAAAAACGCGAUGUUUCCAUCUUCAAGCUUACGAUAGAGGACACCGUCGAACAACGCAUACUCGAGCUGCAAGAGAAGAAGCGUGCCCUAGCGGAUGCAGCCCUUGCUGGGAACAAGCUCAAGUCGGCCAAACUUGGUCUCGACGACCUCGUGGCUCUUUUCCGCGCUGACGACCGGGAUGACGAAGAAGUAGACGACUAGAACGAAUGAUACAUCUCUCGAACAUUGUUCUUGGCAUAUUUCUACUGCUCCCUUAUGCAGUCGCUGUUUUCUCGCAUAUAUCUACUGUAUGAUCUGUUACUCACGAUACAUUGACGAUGGAAUGGAAAUCGGAUUGGCUUGACGACCUUAGCAAACAUUGGAUCAUAUACCUAUGUGUCAAUCGGCAUCUUCUCCGCCGUCCAGGCGGGCAAAUGUUGCUUGUGUCCAUCCAUAGCAUCUCCGAAGGCG
Gloeophyllum trabeum ATCC 11539 is the source of this 2715-nucleotide messenger RNA. RefSeq lists its product as uncharacterized. The transcript is spliced from 15 exons. NCBI's taxonomy places the organism in Eukaryota, Fungi, Basidiomycota, Agaricomycetes, Gloeophyllales, Gloeophyllaceae. Gene Ontology annotation, molecular function: ATP binding; ATP-dependent chromatin remodeler activity. The record is from RefSeq and is a predicted model, not a curated record. The coding region runs from base 1 to 2466 and encodes 821 amino acids. Gene Ontology annotation, cellular component: cytoplasm.